CUCAGAGCAAGAACUCCGGGCUGGCGGCAGUUUAGGAGUGGGAGUCAAAUAAUCUGUUUUAUAAGGUCAGCGUUUUCCCCUGCCGGCCGUGCGUGCGGCGCGGCUCGGUUUCUGGGAGAAGGCGUGCGAGCGCCCUUCUCCGAGGUCCGCUGCUGUCCCCGCGGGUCCCCUAGCAGCGCCCUGCCGGGUCGCCUCAGCGCGCCGGGCCGGGGGCUGGGAGCGCGGCUCCCGCACCGCUGAGGGGCUCCAGCCCCUUCCAAGGGAAUUGCCAGGAAUGCGUAAGGGUUUAAGUGAUGGACAGUGAAACGUGAUUUCCUGCCGUACCCGGUGAGGGGUGGCAGCCACCCGCGGAGAAGCGGCUGCCCAGAUAGUCUCAGCCCGCUACACCCUGGCGCGGGUGACCCAGUCCUUGGGCACCCGUUACGUGUGCCUCGGCGACGGAGGAGUAUUUGUCAUAAUAAUUCUUUCUAGACCAAAAGUGAGAGGCUUGAGAAAGCUCUUUUGAAGAGGCAUGGUGUACCGUGCAGUUAAUAGAAGCAAUUAAGGUAAUCUGAAUAUGUUUCUUUUAUGAUUUAAAAUGUUCAUGGACUUACAGAAAAGAAAUAGUGUGAUGGUCUUUCUGUCACUUCUCUCAAUUCUGAGAACAUGACUGUUGCAUGUUGUAAUCUGUCCAUCUUUUUGAAUAAGACGUUCAAAGAAAAAUAUGCCCCAAGUGUGCAAAAAUUAGCGAAAGCCGUGUUUCUUCAAAGUUCUGAUGAGCUUAGGUUUUUGUUAUUUGUAUUAAGUAGAUCAACUUUUAAAGGAUUAGAGAGCAGAGGGAAAGGUGGCGGUACCGAUUUAGUGACAGAUCUUAAUGAGAAUUAUGCUUUACUGUGUGCUAUCAGGGAUGCUGUAAUUGUAAUUCAGGUGUGUGAUUGAAGAUCUUGUUCAGACGCUGGUCUUUUUAUUUUUUUUUUAUUUCUUUAAUCUGAAAUUUAUACAAAAAUUUCUUUUCAGGACUUAACUUUAUGGACAUGGCCUCAGAUAGAUGGAGUUUUUUCCCCUCUGGGAAAUCUGGGCAAAGAUAAUACCAGCUGAAUUCUGUCCUGAGUGAUAAAACUCCACAGACUCAAGAUCUGGACAAAAUGACUGAGCAAAUGGAGAAAUUUAGCUGUUUAUUGUGGCUGAAUGUGAGAAAUGUGAAGCCUAUGAUGUGAUGUUGAGGCAAAGUCUUGUGCCUGAUGGGCAGCCUCUUGCUAUUAGAUGUUCGCUGGAAAAGAGCUUGAAAAGUGGAGACUACAACUUAACAUGGUAUAAAGUUGGUAACCAGACAGCUGUGCCUAGAGACAAACAUUCUAGAAUUCAUCAGCAGAAGAAUUUAAUUUGGUUUCUUCCUGCAAUCUUAGAAGAUUCUGGAGAUUAUGAAUGUGUGAUAAGGAGUUCAACAAGCUCCAGGAAAAUGUGUACAAAAGUAACAGUUUUUGAGAGGAUUGAUGGUUUAUGCUUAAAUGAAAAAUUUGCUGUAGAGGAGGUGAUAUUCACAGUGUCGUCUGCAAAAGUUGUGUGCCCACACUUGGACUAUUUCAGGGAUGAGAAGAAUAUUCAGCCUGUUCGUUGGUAUAAGGACUGCCAGCUGCUGGAAGGGAAAAGGUUUGCCUUCUUAGACAGUGAUCUUAUAAUUUUGAAUGUGACUGUCCAUGAUCAAGGAAACUACUCAUGCGAAACAACAUAUGGCUACAAUGGAAAACAAUAUAACAUUUCCCGAGACAUCAGUCUGACUGUGGAAGUGAGCCCACCAAAAAAGCCCCCAGAAAUAUCUUACCCAAGAAACAACUCCAUUGAAGUGCAGCUUGGCUCACAGGUUACAGUGGAUUGCAAUACAACAGGUGCUGAUGGGUAUGAGGUGUUUUGGACAGGCAAUGGUGUGUAUAUUGAUGUAUUUCAUAUGAGCAGAAUUUUUGCAAGUCCCUAUGAGGAGGAAACUUCUUACGAUGGACGCCCUAUGAAUUCUGUGAAGCUCAUAAUUUCAGAAGUGAAUAGUGAAGAUUAUGAACACCCGUUUGUAUGUCAGGCUUCAAAUGCCUUUGGGCAAGUUGCGUCCUAUAUUAUGUUAAAACACAGAGUUCCUAAUAUACAAAGAUGGCUGACUGGAGGGCUUGUCUCUCUGUUAAUUUUAACAUUUACUACUUUAAUAAUCUACAACAUUUUCAAGAUUGAGCUGGUGCUUUGGUACCGUAAUUCUGUCUGUGCCUUUAGAAGUAAGGAAGAUGGGAAAAUAUAUGAUGCAUAUGUCCUGUACGCACAAAGCAGUGGAGGCAGAAGUUUCUAUCGUCUGGAAACCUUUGUUCGUAGAAUACUCCCUGAUGUUUUAGAACAACAGUGUGGAUAUAAUCUCUUUAUAUUGGGAAGAGAUGAUUUACCAGGAGAAGCUGUGGUCAGUGUUGCUGAUGAAACCCUUAAGCAAAGCAGAAGACUGAUGAUUAUUUUGGGAUCAGAAACAUCUAGUUGCUGCCUGUUAGAAGACACUGCUGAACAACAACUAGCUAUGUAUAAUGCUCUCAUCCGUGAUGGGAUUCAAGUGAUUCUUAUAGAAAUGGAUGAAAUACAGGACUACACAAGCAUGCCGGAAUCAAUCAGAUACGUUAAGCAAAAACAUGGAGCUAUCCAAUGGAAAGGGGACUUCUCAGAGAAAUCCUGUUCAGCAAAUACAAAAUUCUGGAAAAAUGUGCGUUAUCAAAUGCCAUCCAGGAAAAAGCUGCUGAACAUCAGGCUGUUUUCAGAGAAAAUCCAAAGUGACCUCAAGAUGUCCUUCCCAGGUAGUGAAAACUGAUUGCUUCCUGUGUAAUCUUUGGUAAGACUUUUUCUCCAAGAAUAUUGCUUUGUGUGAUCAAUGACU
Molecule: messenger RNA, 2875 nt
Organism: Falco peregrinus (peregrine falcon)
Lineage: Eukaryota; Metazoa; Chordata; Aves; Falconiformes; Falconidae
Product: interleukin-1 receptor type 1-like
Exons: 11
Coding region: 1196-2809 (537 amino acids)
Biological process (GO): regulation of inflammatory response; signal transduction
Molecular function (GO): interleukin-1, type I, activating receptor activity
Source: RefSeq, a predicted model, not a curated record